AUGCAGAAAAGCGUGGAAGAGGCAGAAAAGAUGACGAUUGCCAAUGAGGAGGAUCGCGAGAAAACUCCGGAGAAGGAAAGCCAAGUUGAGAUAAAGCAAAGUGGAAAAACGAAGAAGGGAAAAACAGUUGAAGGAAGCGAAGUAGUGAGAAGCGAUAAAGAAACCCCCAUCGCCAAGGAAAAACGAACCCCGCAAGGCGGAGCAAAGGCAAACAACUCCAAGUGCAAUAAGGUAUCAAUACAAGAGGUUGAGAAAAGUGUUGAAUUGCCCGGUCAUUUUGGUAAGGAAAAUGAGGCAUGCGAUGAAGACAAGGAGAUGAAACAAUUAAAGGAGGAGCUCUACCAAGAAAGACGAAGAAAGGAAGACUUGGUAAGAAAACGAAUAAGGCUAGAAAGGCAAAACGAUAAGCUCUUGAUUAAGAACAAUCACCUAAAAAGAAAACAAACGGAACGUAACACCCAAAGGGGAGAAAAUACUUCGCGAAAUAAAUUGGCAUCUGAAGGACGUCAUGAGUAUUGGCGAGAUAGAAAGGGGCGAGGGGAACAAAAUGAACAAGAAGAUUUGAAAAUAACCAUAGAAAGUAGCAGGAGGGAGUUCAGGAAAAAGGAAUAUCAUAUGCAGUAA
This is a messenger RNA of Papaver somniferum (opium poppy), 624 nucleotides long. RefSeq lists its product as uncharacterized. The record is from RefSeq and is a predicted model, not a curated record. Lineage: Eukaryota; Viridiplantae; Streptophyta; Magnoliopsida; Ranunculales; Papaveraceae. Bases 1 to 624 code for a protein of 207 amino acids. The transcript has a single exon.